Bipolaris sorokiniana ND90Pr is the source of this 990-nucleotide messenger RNA. RefSeq lists its product as uncharacterized. Lineage: Eukaryota; Fungi; Ascomycota; Dothideomycetes; Pleosporales; Pleosporaceae. The record is from RefSeq and is a predicted model, not a curated record. The transcript has a single exon. Bases 1 to 990 code for a protein of 329 amino acids.
AUGGGUCCUCUAAAGCUCUCCCAUCUGCCUCCGCCCACGACUGCGCCUGAAACAUGCACCAUCACUGAUGGUGCGAAGAAACCAUUUCGAUUUAUGGAUCUCCCAAAGGACAUACGGCUCAUUGUAUACGAGGAGCUGGGCAUGAGAACGUACCGAGACAGGUUUCAUCUACGGGAGGAUCAAUAUUACGUGACGCUCGUCAAUACAGUCAUACCAGGUCUCUCAAUUCUCGCAACUAGCCAUCAGAUCAGAUCGGAAGCAUCCUUCGUCAUUUUGCCACGGCUGCGAAUGAUAGUAUGUUCGCCGCCAGUCAUUGUCAUUCGAGCUGAACACCUCAUCAGCCUAAUCAAUCUACAUGACUGCUUCAGCUCUGUUUACGGUACGAAGUUCAUGGAGAAACUCAUAUCCUGCUUGUAUGACUCGAGAGCAUUGCCCAGAAUGAUGCUUUAUCGAAAAGGAAAACUUUCAACAAGGCAGUUGCGGAGAAGGCUUCGCCUGCAGGAGCUCAUGGCAAUCGACGACGAAGUAAGUCUCAAAGCUUUCGUGCGAUUCGCUCUCCGCGCCAUGAAAUACCUAGCGAGAAAUACCACCGAGACCCGUCACGUAUAUCUGCCGCUUACGUUCGUGGUCGAAGUCCCAGAUACCUUCCAAGGAAUACCUGUCACAACUUCCACCUCCCUGAUGAAAACCCUCUCGUAUAGACUCUUUUCCCCAUUGAUUCCUACCCCGCCGCGAACGGUGACAAAUCACGCAGGCAUCAUGUGGCUGCUUCGCCGUUUCACUUCCCACAUCUCCAAAGCGUGUGAGCUGUGGCGCAUAGUUUCGCUCAUUGUGAAAGUGAGGCUACUGAACGAAGGACAUACUGGGUGGCGAAUUAGCGGACGCAACGUUCAAAAGGCGAUUUCGCGCGGUCUAGAGGAAGCAAAGAGUAAUACGCCCGAUAUAGUACGUUAUGGAGGAAGGGCUCCGAGGAAGAGGGACGAGAUUUGA